GGGGCACGGGGGGACACAGCCCGGCGCUGCACAGAGCCCCUGGGAUCGCUGUCCAGAACCUGGUCUGGGACACUGGAGCAGGGUGGCAUCUUCAUCUGGCUUCGUUGCUAUAAUGGUCAGUCAUAGAUGUCUCAGCAGAAGACAUGCAGAGGUGACCCAAAACCCCUUUCUAGGGGCUGACUGCAGGUGUAUGCAGGUUUGAGCCUGUUCUCUGGGUAGGCAGAGAAGGUCCCUAGAGAAUUUGGGUUAUUACAGAAAAGAAGUAGCCUUCACUUUGAAAGAACAGGAUUUCAGAAUUCUUGUGUUUAAUAAUUAAAAAUUCUCUCCUGCUGUUUGGGAAGGGUAUGAUAGUUUAACAGUUGAAUUUGUAUUAAUGCAAAGUCACAUGUUAUUCCUUAGCAGUUUGUCCAAAAAGAAGAAAUAGCCACUAAGAGCAGCAACGUACAGAUUGUCUCUUCCAGUCUGGUUAGGCAGGAACGAUGGAGACUGCUGAUGGAGAAAACUUGGGUGUAGCCACCUCCACCCCCUCUAAUGAGGAGUUUGAUAUAGUUGUUGGCUAUCUGGAAGAUAUCAUCAUGGAUGAUGAUUUCCAGCUAAUACAGAGGUCUUUUCUGGAGAAGCACUACCAGGAGUUUGAUGACUCAGAAGAAAAUAAGCUCAUCUAUACGGACAUUUUUAAUGAAUAUAUCUCUUUAGUAGAGAAAUACAUUGAAGAGAAGUUGCUUGAUCGCAUUCGUGGGUUCGACAUGGUCGCCUUCACAGUGUCCUUGCAACAGCGCAAAGAUGAAAUGCCAGGUGAUAUAUUUGAUCUGCUUCUCACAUUUACGGACUUCCUGGCUUUCAAAGAGAUGUUCUUGGAAUACAGAGCUGAAAAAGAAGGUCGAAGUCUGGACUUAAGCAGUGCGUUAGUGGUGACUUCAUUAAACCAUUAAACAAGUCA
Messenger RNA from Manacus vitellinus (golden-collared manakin), 940 nucleotides. RefSeq names its product ADP ribosylation factor like GTPase 2 binding protein (gene ARL2BP). Gene Ontology annotation, cellular component: mitochondrial intermembrane space. Bases 480 to 932 code for a protein of 150 amino acids. The transcript has 6 exons. Lineage: Eukaryota; Metazoa; Chordata; Aves; Passeriformes; Pipridae. The record is from RefSeq and is a predicted model, not a curated record. Gene Ontology annotation, biological process: positive regulation of tyrosine phosphorylation of STAT protein; maintenance of protein location in nucleus.